Messenger RNA from Ilyonectria robusta, 2392 nucleotides. Its product is annotated as KRI1-like family C-terminal-domain-containing protein. The record is from RefSeq and is a predicted model, not a curated record. The transcript has a single exon. Lineage: Eukaryota; Fungi; Ascomycota; Sordariomycetes; Hypocreales; Nectriaceae. Gene Ontology annotation, biological process: endonucleolytic cleavage in ITS1 to separate SSU-rRNA from 5.8S rRNA and LSU-rRNA from tricistronic rRNA transcript (SSU-rRNA, 5.8S rRNA, LSU-rRNA). The coding region runs from base 140 to 2101 and encodes 653 amino acids. Gene Ontology annotation, cellular component: 90S preribosome; nucleolus.
GCUCUCACCGAGGCGUGCAGAUCGGACUUCACCCCAUUUGGCUGGCAACUGAAUUUUUUGCACUUUGAUUCCUCGACAACUACCCGGGAAACGGCCAAUUGUCAGAGACCGAGAGUUGUCUACAUACACAACGGCCAUCAUGGGGAAAGCCUCCGAGGACCCCCAGCGCUCAAAGCGCCAACUCCUGGACGACAGCGACUCCGAGUCUGAUGGAGGGGCACCUGUUGCUGCACCCAGCCUGAAAGUGAACGAAGAAUUCGCCCGUCGGUUUGAACACAACAAGAAGCGCGAGGAACAGCAACGGCUGGAGGAGAAGUACAAGAGGGGCGGAAAGGGUGACGACGACGACGAUUCCUCGUCAGACGAGAGCGAAGACGAGGAUGGUUUCCUUGCGACCGAGGACCUCGAUGCGCAGAUCUCAGCUACUCUCCAGGCGAUUCGCAACAAAGACCCCAAGGUCUACGACAAAGAUGUCACAUUUUACAAGGACUCCGAUGAAGCCAAAGCUGCUGCCGAGAGCAAGGAAAAGAAGGACAAGCCCAUCUACUUACGAGACUACCACCGCGAGAAGCUGCUAGCUGGCGAUGUCGGUGAUUUCGACGACGACGAAGAUGACGCCCCCAAAAACUACUUCCAGGAGCAAGAUGCCCUCAAGAAGUCAAUCAUGACCGAGAUCAAUGCUGCCACCGCCGGAGAUGGAUCCGACGAUGAGGAGGACGAGGGAGGAUUCAUUAAGCGCAAGGAGCAGGCUAAAACAGAUCCCAAGGGUGUCCACCCAUCACGGAAGGCGGCGUUGAAGGUGACUGAGCUUGACGUUACCAACGCCGACAAGAACCCCGAGAACUUCCUUUCCAACUUCAUGACUGCUCGCGCCUGGGUCCCCCCGGAUGGCUCGAAUUGGAAGGCGUUUGAGUCUGACGAAGGAGAGGGCGAUGACAAGGCCGACGAAUUUGAGCAAGCAUACAACCUGCGAUUUGAGGACCCCGAUAAAAGCAACGAAGUCCUCCGAACAUAUGCCCGAGACCUCGCCGCGUCAAAGUCUGUGAGACGGGAGGAGAAGAAUAGCCGUAAACGCCAGCGAGAACUGGAGCGCGAGGAAAAGGAAGCCAAGAAACAGGAACGACGCGAUGAGAAGGCCCGCCUACGGAAGCUGAAGCUCAAUGAGGCCGAGGAGAAGCUACGCAAGAUUAAGCAGGCUGUCGGCAGCGUGGGCAAGGAACUUAAGGACGAGGACUGGAUCAACUUCCUGGAUGAAGCCUGGGAAAACGACAAGUGGGAGGAGGAGAUGCUGAAGCGCUUUGGUGACGACUACUACGCGCAAGCCGACGACGGUAUGCGAGUCUCGGAUGAUGAUGAGGAGGAUGAGAGCAAAGGAAAGAAGAGGCAUCCCAAGAAGCCCAAAUGGGAGGACGAUAUCGACAUCAACGACAUCGUUUCCGACUUUGAAGAGGAUGAGGAGAAGCCUAAGAUCAGCCUCAGCGACGCCGAAGGUGACGACGCCGAGGAUGAGGAGGGUGAGGACGAAGAUGGGCCGCCCUCUAAGAAGCGCAAGACGGCAGAUCACAAGCGCAACCGUCAAGAAUCCCAAAAGAAAGCCCGUCAAGAACGCUCUAAACUCGAAGCCCUCGUCGACUCGAAGCUCGAGCUCACCAACCAUGCUCUCCUUAACCAGCCCAACCACACGCCCUUCCGCUACCGCGAGACUUCACCGCAGUCAUUCGGCAUGACCGCCCGCGACAUCCUCCUUGCCCCCUCAGACCAGGUUCUCAACGAAUUCGCCGGCCUGAAGAAGCUCGCUACUUUCCGCGACGAGGAGAAGAAGCGCCGCGACCGCAAGACGCUUGGAAAGAAGGCUCGCUUGCGCCAAUGGCGCCGCGGCAUCUUUGGCUCUGAGUUUGAGCGUACCGGACCCACCUACGGCUUUGAGCGUGUGAUUGACGAAGAGGAUGUCGCCGCUGGCGGCUCGGUUAUAGAGACAAAGGAGAAGAAGGGCCAAUCGAGCAAUGUGGUGGGUGAUGUGGGUGAAGCGAGGAAGAAAAAGAGAAAGAGGUCCAAGGGCAAGAAGGGUGCUGCCGCACCCGCAGUGGAGGCGGAGGAUUGAUUGGGUUUGUUCCGGUGGCUCGAGAGCUUGUUGGGGACUUGAACAAGCGAGAUGCCGCCGCUGUAGCAUUGUCAUAGUGGCGUUCCAUGAUCGAUUAUCGAUGAUGUUUCUUAUAAAGUGGGUUAGUGUGUAUGACGAAUACAGAAAAUUUGUCAAAUGGAGAACAGGAUUUAUCCAUCUGUAAAAGAAGUAAUUGGAACAUCUAAUCUCUGAUUAUAAGUCUAUCGUGUUUUGUGUUCGUUUUUUUCUGGCUAUUUAUCUACUGUACAUAGGUAUAUCAAGCGCAAACAC